Vigna angularis (adzuki bean) is the source of this 2499-nucleotide messenger RNA. RefSeq names its product inositol 3-kinase-like. Lineage: Eukaryota; Viridiplantae; Streptophyta; Magnoliopsida; Fabales; Fabaceae. Gene Ontology annotation, biological process: myo-inositol hexakisphosphate biosynthetic process. Gene Ontology annotation, molecular function: kinase activity. The record is from RefSeq and is a predicted model, not a curated record.
UAGCCAAGAACAUAGUUUCCAAAAUUGACCAGGAUUUCAAAUUUUUGAAAAAGUCCAAAAAGAGAGAAAAAUCGAACAAUUACAAUAUCCAUUGAGUAUGAUUUGGUGCUUGGUGUCGGCGGUGGAGUCACCUUAGCGUGACACCAAAAUCUGUUUUUGGCGCGCGUCCACUUCCUUUCACAUCUUCACUGUUCAUAACAAAACCCUUCAUCAUCAUCUUCUUCUUCUUCUUUCUUCUGAUUGUUGUGGAAUUGGCAUGAACGAUCACAACCCAUAAAAAAGACCCUUCAUUUCCGUCCCAUGAUCGACUUUCCACUUUCCUCAUGGUCACGGACUCCAUAGCCACUCCCCGUCGCGGCCUCCUAGUUGGAAAUUACUGCCACGACGUCCUUCACCGCGAUGGCCGCAUCUCCGCCGAGACCCUGGGCGGGGCCGCCUCCUUCAUCUCCGUCAUCCUCGACGCGCUCUCUCUCCCCUUCCACACCGUGUCAAAGGUGGGCCCGGAUUUUGCCUAUGCCGCUGCUACAUCCUCGCACCCACCAUUAACGAUGCCCACAUCGCGAACCACCCUCUUCCACGCCCAUUUCGGUUCGGGCAACCCGGACCGUCUCCUGAACCGCGUGAUUUCCUGCGACCCAAUCCGACCGGACGACCUCCCGGUCCAGACCCGGUUCGCGUUCGCCGUGGCGGAGUCGGGUCGGCGGGAGAUUCUCCCGGAGACUCUUGAGAAGAUGCUCGAGAUCUGCGACACCGUGUUCGUCGACAUUCAGGGUUUGAUUCGCAGGUUCGGUCCCUCCGACGGUCGCGUUAGCCACGUGACGCUCAACGAGAGCGGGUUCCUCCACCUCUUGCCUCGCGUUGCGUUUCUCAAGGCCUCCGCCGACGAGGCGUCGUUCAUCGACGUAGAGGAGGCGAGAAGGUGGUGCUGCGUGGUCGUCACGCACGGGAAGGAUGGGUGCGAGGUUUUUUCUGAAAACGGUGCGUUUCGGGCCGCGCCGUGCAAGGCUUAUCAGGUUGAUCCCACCGGCGCCGGCGAUUGUUUUCUCGGCGGCUUUGCUGCUGGGAUUGUGAGGGGCUUGAGCGUGCCUGAUGCGGCCCUGUUGGGGAACUUCUUUGGGUCGUUGGCCGUGGCGCAAGUGGGACCCCUUAAGCUUGACUCCAACAUGGUUCAGGUUGGAAAGAUGAAAGAAAAAGAAAGAGGGAGAAAGAAACAAAAAGAGAAAGAAGAGGGGAAGUGAGAACAAAACAGACAGGGAGGUUUAAGGGAGAUAUGAGAGAACUGAGGAGUCAAAGAAUAUGUGCACUGCACUUCUAUCAUUAACAUUCAAUCUGGAUUCAGCUAUCUAGAAUACAGCAACCCACCUUAUCUAUAGGCAGCUAUCAAACAACUAUGAAUUAACAGUACCUGGCUGACUAACUAACUAACUAAAACGAUUGUCCUGCUUAUAUAUUCACAUAUCAAUCAAUUCCCCUUCUUCAAGGAUGAUGCUUUCCCUCAAGGGUCUUGCAUUUCAAAUGUAGGGAAUUGGUGUUGAAACUCGGUAGAGGAACCCAUGUACUCUUUAUGAGGAAAAUCAUGCCACUGCAUCAAAAUUUUAGUUAGAAUUUAAGUGGGAAAGAUGAAAGAAACAUAAAGACAGGGAAUGAGGGGAAUAGGGAAGAAGAAAAUAGAGAGUUCAAAGAAACUGUGCAUUGCACUUGACUAUCAUUUCAAUUUGUCUAAACUCAGUCUAGAUGCAGUUGUCUAUAAUAUAACAACCUACCUUAUUUAUGGGCAAUAACCAUACAUCCACAAACUAACAAUAGCUGAUUAACCAACUAAAACCUUCGUCUUAUUAUAUUUACAUAUCAUGGUAGAUGCUUUUUUAAGAACAAAAUAGAUAGUUAGAUUUAUAUUUGAGGCCUGAUAAAACUUUAGGAGUGCUACGUGUUAUUUUUCUUUGUACACCUUGCUACUUAUGAUUUGUAUGGAAACUGGCUAUGCUUACCAGUGGAAUUUCCAUUGAAAACUGUUGUCAGUUUGUUUCAUGGCAAUCUAUAUAUAGUUGUCAAUGUUACUUCAACAUGCAGACUGUUAGUGGAAACUUGGGAUGUGCUAUCUGUUACUUAUUAUUGAAUGAUUCUGCUAGCUAUGCCAUGUCAGAAUUGCCUACUUAUCAGUGUUGUCUUUUGUUUUCCUUGGUAUUAUUCUACAAGGAAUGAAACAUUUUUUUCAUCAUGGGAAAUUUAUAAUUAGACAAAGGCUAUUUGAUUAUCAUCGUGUUUGGGUCCCUGUUACUCACUAACAUGCGUGCAUCCAUUCUAAAGCAUUAUAUGGUUGUUUCUAUGUCUUUCAAAUAAUAUGGGAUUCAAACGUAUAUAUGCAUAUUGUAUAAUUCUAAUGCACACGUAGAGCCAGAAAGGUAAGAUUAGAAAGAGGGCUAAGUCAUUUCUGGAUGAAUAGGUCAAGCUAAGCCCACUAGUGUGCACUAGUUCACUCUUGGAUGUGGGCAAAAAUCU